AUGACAACUUCAUGGAGUGACCGUCUGCAGAAUUGUGCUGACUUACCAGCCAACAUGGACUGUGUGGCGAUGAAGAAGUAUCGGCGUGAAGCUCACCACAGCUUUCCAAAGGAUUUGGCCCAACACCAUCCUGCAAUGAGAGUGUUUGUCAAUCGAAGCCUGGCCAUGGAGAAAAUUAAGUGCUUUGGAUUUGACAUGGAUUAUACUCUUGCUGUGUAUAAAUCUCCUGAGUAUGAGUCAUUGGGCUUUGACCUGACAGUGGAGCGUCUGGUGUCCAUUGGAUAUCCACAAGAGUUGCUGAACUUUGUUUAUGAUCCCUCCUUCCCCACCAGGGGUCUGGUGUUUGACACAACGUACGGGAACCUGCUCAAAGUGGAUGCCUAUGGAAACAUUCUUGUGUGUGUCCACGGGUUCAAUUUCUUGAGGGGACCUGAGAUCAGAGAGAUGUACCCUAACAAAUUUAUUCAACGUGGAGACACAGAACGCUUCUACAUCCUAAAUACACUCUUCAACUUACCUGAAACCUAUCUUUAUGCUUGCCUGGUGGAUUUCUUCAGUAACUGUUCCAGAUACUCAAGUUGUGAGACCGGCUUCAAAAAUGGUGACCUUUUCAUGUCAUACAAGAGCAUGUUCCAAGAUGUGCGAGAUGCUGUGGACUGGGUUCACUUCAAGGGUUCCUUAAAGGAAAAGACAGUGGAAAACCUGGAAAAGUAUGUGGUUAAAGAUGCAAAGCUCCCUCUUCUCCUCAGUCGCAUGAAUGAAGUUAGCAAAGUUUUUAUGGCCACAAACAGUGAUUAUAAAUACACUGAGAAAAUAAUGACUUACCUGUUUGACUUUCCUCAUGGUCCAAAGCUGGGCACACCCCAUCGACCCUGGCAGUCUUACUUUGACCUGAUUCUUGUGGAUGCUCGCAAGCCUGUGUUUUUUGGAGAGGGAACGGUACUGCGGCAAGUUGACACUACAACAGGCCGGCUGAAGAUUGGCACGUACACUGGACCUCUCCAGCAUGGUAUUGUUUACUCUGGAGGUUCCUCAGACAUUGUCUGUGACUUGCUGGGUGCUAAAGGAAAAGACAUCAUCUACAUUGGCGACCACAUUUUUGGUGACAUUCUAAAAUCUAAGAAGCGUCAGGGCUGGAGGACUUUCCUGGUCAUACCUGAACUGGCCCAGGAGCUGCAUGUCUGGACUGACAAGAGCUCCAUUUUUGAGGAACUUCAGUCACUGGAAUGCUUUCUUGCAGAGCUGUACAAGCAUCUGGACAGCAGCAGCAAUGAGAGACCUGACAUCAGCUCUCUGCAGAGGCGUAUUAAGAAAGUAACUCAUGACAUGGACAUGUGUUAUGGCAUGAUGGGAAGUCUGUUUCGCAGUGGAUCUCGACAGACCUUGUUUGCUUCUCAAGCUAUGCGCUAUGCUGACCUGUAUGCAGCCUCUUUCAUCAACCUGCUCUACUACCCCUUUAGCUAUCUGUUCAGGGCUGCACAUGUACUGAUGCCUCAUGAGUCGACAGUGGAGCACUCGCAUGCCAACGUCAUCGACAUUGAGUCGCCUCUUGCCACGCGCAACCGACAUGAUGAUAAUUUCAAAGAAAUGGAGAGCAAACGGCACCUGCUAACCCGAUCCAUCAGUGAGAUCCAACCUCCUCAUUUAUUCCCUCAGACCCCACAGGAGAUCACCCACUGCCAUGACGAGGAUGAUGAUGAGGAAGAGGAAGAGUAGAUGGGUGUCUUUUUCUGUCACACCCAGCAGAUUCUGCUUGCAUGUUUGCAGCUUAUCCUAAGUGGUU
Molecule: messenger RNA, 1783 nt
Organism: Nematolebias whitei (Rio pearlfish)
Lineage: Eukaryota; Metazoa; Chordata; Actinopteri; Cyprinodontiformes; Rivulidae
Gene: nt5c2a
Product: 5'-nucleotidase, cytosolic IIa
Exons: 18
Coding region: 1-1716 (571 amino acids)
Molecular function (GO): 5'-nucleotidase activity
Source: RefSeq, a predicted model, not a curated record